Nothobranchius furzeri (turquoise killifish) is the source of this 669-nucleotide messenger RNA. It is a transcript of the gene nedd8l, whose product is annotated as NEDD8 ubiquitin like modifier, like. Gene Ontology annotation, biological process: modification-dependent protein catabolic process; protein neddylation; regulation of proteolysis. The record is from RefSeq and is a predicted model, not a curated record. Gene Ontology annotation, cellular component: cytoplasm; nucleus. Gene Ontology annotation, molecular function: ubiquitin protein ligase binding; protein tag activity. Lineage: Eukaryota; Metazoa; Chordata; Actinopteri; Cyprinodontiformes; Nothobranchiidae.
GACAUCAGGACUUUAUUGUGCUACACAGGAAGUAAAGUCGAGUUAGCUAAGUGAGUGGGUUGAUACGAGCUAAAUUGCUAACUGUUUGCUCACUGACCGAAUUAAACUCUUUAUAAUAGAAAAAAUAUCAUUUAUUCAACAUGCUGAUCAAAGUGAAGACCCUGACUGGAAAGGAAAUAGAAAUCGAUAUUGAACCUACAGACAAGGUGGAGCGAAUUAAAGAAAGAGUGGAAGAAAAAGAAGGGAUCCCCCCACAGCAGCAGAGGCUGAUCUACAGUGGGAAACAGAUGAAUGAUGAGAAAACAGCUGCAGACUACAAGAUCCAGGGUGGCUCAGUGCUCCAUCUUGUGUUGGCGUUAAGAGGAGGAUCAACACCUCACAGCUGCAGCAUACACCUCUCCUCUUUAUCAUGAGCUGCUGAGACCUGCUGAACGCCAGCAUUUAAAAGCGUAUGUUACCGUGCUACAGUGAGGGAAAAAAAUGUCAAACUCCACUCAUCAGGCAACCCAACAACAAACAGAAAAUCAAGCCUCAAAAAUGGACGUUUUAUUUCAUUUGUAGAUUAUAUUUUGUAAAUCCACACUGGCUUUUUUCCUGUUUGAAGGCACCCACACUAGGCGACAGAAAGUCUAAAAACACUUUUGCUUGUGAAUAAAGGCUGAAAAUGGA